Messenger RNA from Oreochromis niloticus (Nile tilapia), 2502 nucleotides. It is a transcript of the gene cplx4c, whose product is annotated as complexin 4c. Lineage: Eukaryota; Metazoa; Chordata; Actinopteri; Cichliformes; Cichlidae. Bases 1675 to 2148 code for a protein of 157 amino acids. The transcript is spliced from 3 exons. Gene Ontology annotation, biological process: regulation of neurotransmitter secretion; neurotransmitter transport; synaptic vesicle exocytosis. Gene Ontology annotation, molecular function: syntaxin binding. Gene Ontology annotation, cellular component: terminal bouton; SNARE complex. The record is from RefSeq and is a predicted model, not a curated record.
AUUAAGAUAAGAUGGGGCCUGAUUAUUUAAGACCUUGUAUGUGAGGAGCAGGAUUUUGAAUUCAAUUCAGCAAAAUAAUAUGCAAACCUUCAAAUUCUGACCCAGUGCAGUAAGGACAGUGUGUACCAAACUUUUAUUUGGUCAGGAGAUCAGAUAGUAGACAGAAUUAUAAAAUGAAUGUAGAAAAAUAGAAUCUGCAUUCAGCCUUAAUAGGUGCUUGAAGGCGAGAUGGUUCCUUGGAUCCAUGCUUUCAUCAUCAGCGUCAUUUUUCCAAUCUUCUUCAAUUUUGGUCUGUCUAUACCAACUGUAACCUCAGUUUCCUGUUCUUAGCCAACAGGAGUGGAACUCGGUGUUGUCCUCUGCUGUCAUGGUUGUAACACUCUGGCUGCAAUGAGUUAGUUGCUGUGCUUUGUAUCAGUUUGAAGCAAUUUGCCCAUUCUCCUCUGGCCUCUGACAUCAACAAGGCAUUUUUACACAGAGAACUGCCGCUCACUGAAUAUUUUACAUUGUCUGUAAAUCCAAGAGAAAGUUUCUGUGCAGUUUUUUAGUUCUGGGUGUUACAAAAUGUUUAUGUUAUGAAAGUGUGAUGUCCACAACAUCCCUAAAAUACUCUUUAGCUCUAACUAGGACAAUAUAUGGCAGUCAUGGCAGACAGGAACGCAGAUGCAGAUAACCUGCAAAAUCAUUUUUAACCAAUGCAAACUGCACUUAAUGUGUGAAAGAUACAUAAACUGAUACAGACAUUCUCUGCUUAUAUCAUAUGAUUUGGCAAGACAGGAAGCCAGGAAAGCUGGGGACAGUUCACAGGACAUGACACGCAGUUAAUGGCCUCAGGAAAGCUUCAAACCCAGGACUGUGCAUCAGCCCUGUAGCACAUGGGUUGCCUGCUAAACCCAAAAAACCAUUUUUGAUGUAAAUGUCAGUGAUAAGAAAAUCUUGCUUUAAAAUAUGAACCAUUUUUAUUUCUACUUAAAGGAAAUCAAGACAGCUCUGUGGCUGUAGAGUCCAGCAUUAAAAACAGUCAAUACUGUGAAGCUCAGUAGGAAAAGAAUAAUAUUUUCCAAGUGUAUAGCUCAUGUUAGCCGUAAUAUCAACUAAAUAACAGUUAUAAAUAAUAAUAUAGUAACAAAGAGCUGUGCAAAAGAGUUUUCAGUGUUUUAACUUCAAACACAAAUAAGUUCAGUAUCAUUAAUGAAUAGCUGUAUCUGCUGUAGCACCGCUGAAUGUAACAUCCACUGUGGUAACCACUGUUUAUAUAAAAUGUACAUGCAUAUGUAUGCAUUACGGAAGUUAUUUAUGCUUUACCUACAGUUAGUUUUUAUUAUUCUAUCACACUGGUUCCAUUGCAGUGAUUAGUGCUGGUUUGACAGGUAGAUAAUAGUGAGCUACACCCAGAGGGUCUAUCCUGCUCCAUCUUGUUGACAAGAUAAACACUCUCCAUUGUCUACAGGCUGGCAGUUAUGAGGUAAGCUCUUUAUCGGUUUUACUCCAGCUACAAGUUAUUGACACGGUCUAAUCAUCUUGACACACAUCUAGGGAAGUUUGUAUACAGCUCUUGUAAACAGUAUCUUGUUUUAAACAUACAAAAAUUAAUUUUAACGUUACCCUUCUCCUCUCCACCGGCCCGUAGCUUUACGCUUUCCCUGUAGGACUGAAAAAGAUUACAGCUGAAAUAUGGCAUUCCUCAUGAAUCAAAUGUUGGGUGACAAGUUGAAGAGUUUUACCGGAGGAGGUGAUGAAGGUAACGGUAAAGCAGGAGCAGAAGGAAAGGAAACAGCAGAGUCCAAAGGCAUGUCCAGAGAGGAGUUUGAGGAGUACCAGAAGCAGAUGGUGGAAGAAAAGAUUCAGCGUGACAAGGACUUUGCAACCAAGAAGGCUGAGAGGGCAAAUCUCCGAGUGGCUUUAAGAGAUAAAUAUCGACUUCCAGAUAGCACUCAAGACACGGCAUUAGUGGAGAUGGCUGGGGAUGACAUUGAUGUGCCAGAGGAGCUUGCAAAAAUGGUGGAUGAGGAUGAGGAGGAAGAGGAGGCCAAUGACUCUUUCCUCAAUAGACUUCAAAACUUGGACAUGGACACACUGAAAACCAAGGCCCAGGCAACAAUGACGGAGAUGAAGCAGAAUGCAGAGGAGAAAUGUACCCUCAUGUGACUACGACUCGUCUAAAUCUCAAAGUAUAAGAUAUACAGUGCUCACAUCGUACCCAGGCCUUCACACAUUACUUUUUACAUGAACUGCGACAUUUGAAAUUAAGUGUCUAUUUCACAGAUAAUUGCUUUUAUUUUUCAGUCUUCAUACUCAGACUACAGAUUAAAGUGCUUUGUUUAUGGAGCGCUUCUCUACAUACAGGUGCUUCAUGAAAUGAGUCGGCCAUCUUCACGUCACACUGGUUUUGCUACUUAUAUACACAGUAUGAUACUCAGUACGGUCAUUUGUAUCAUAUUUAAUUUGUCUAUCUCUUCAUCUGUCUCUGUAAAAAAUUCAAUAAACAUAUAAGAGUUCUUA